Molecule: messenger RNA, 945 nt
Organism: Trichoderma gamsii
Lineage: Eukaryota; Fungi; Ascomycota; Sordariomycetes; Hypocreales; Hypocreaceae
Product: CDP-diacylglycerol-inositol 3-phosphatidyltransferase
Exons: 3
Coding region: 1-945 (314 amino acids)
Biological process (GO): phosphatidylinositol biosynthetic process
Cellular component (GO): Golgi apparatus; membrane
Molecular function (GO): CDP-diacylglycerol-inositol 3-phosphatidyltransferase activity
Source: RefSeq, a predicted model, not a curated record
AUGUCGGCACCCAGGACUCGGAGAAGAGCUGCCCAGGAAAAGCUGGAGCAGGUCUCUGAUGACGAACGCUCCCCGGCCGUCGUGGACGGCAAUGGCUCGGCCCACGAUGCGCCGGAAGCCUCGGAUUCUGAUUCUGGCAGCGACGAGAACAUCUUUCUGUUCUGGCCCAACAUCAUAGGCUACUGCCGAAUCGUCCUUGCUAUUGCCUCCCUCUACUACAUGCCAUUGCACCCUCGCACCUGUACGCUACUCUACAGCGUUUCGUGCUUGCUUGACGCUCUCGACGGAUAUGCUGCCCGAGCCUUCAACCAGUCGACUCGCUUUGGCGCUGUCCUGGAUAUGGUCACGGAUCGCUGCACCACCUCGUGCUUGCUUGUCUUCUUGUCCUCGGCCUUCCCGCGAUGGGCCAUCGUCUUCCAGAGCUUGAUUGCGCUCGACUUCUCCAGCCACUACAUGCACAUGUACGCUACCUUGGUUGUUGGCGGUUCCGACUCUAGCCACAAGAACAUCGACAAGAGCCAGAGCUGGCUUCUGAACCUAUACUAUACCAACAGGACCGUCCUGUUCGUUUUCUGCCUCUUCAAUGAAGUCUUCUUCAUUGCGCUCUAUCUCCUGUCCUUCUCCUCGCCGCUCCUCUCGCCCCACCUUAUCAAGAGCGUGGAGGAGACCAGCGGUGGUCUGAUCCAGCCAGGCGUGCCCGUCAACACAUCCCUGCUCCGACAACUGUUCCCCGACCCCUUCAGCGCCGCUGCCCUCGAGAUUGCCCGAGCCAACAAGAUGGAUUCCACCCUCCCUUGGGUCAUCACCGGCAUUAGCUUUCCUAUCAUGCUGGCCAAGCAGAUCAUCAACGUGGUGCAGCUGGUCAAGGCAAGCAGGUGGCUUGCUGAGGUGGAUAUCAAGUCACGGAAAGCCAAGGGCCUGGGCAAGAAGGCGAGAACGGCCUAA